Molecule: messenger RNA, 1083 nt
Organism: Necator americanus (New World hookworm)
Lineage: Eukaryota; Metazoa; Nematoda; Chromadorea; Rhabditida; Ancylostomatidae
Exons: 9
Coding region: 1-1083 (360 amino acids)
Source: RefSeq, a predicted model, not a curated record
AUGAGCAAAGUGCAAUGCAUGGGGCCAACGCUUUCAGCAGCACGCGGGAACGAGACAGUGCCCGAAAGAUACGGGUCUAAAUGGAAUAAGAACGGUUACGUGUGCAAUCCGAGAAGAACGGCGUUCUCCAACAGUCUGAUCAUCACAAGGAGAGUCGAUAAGCCUCUGUUGACAUCGCUAAUGCUGAAUCAAGUAGAAACCGCACUUGAACGUUGUCCGUUGCUCCUCCAUCGUGCAGCACUAACAGCAUUGAACGUUGGAAUGAUACUACUUUCCGGAGUCGUAUGGUUCGUUGCCGUAAAAACGCUUUUCGUAAAGCGAAGUAGCAUCAUGGAGAUGAUCAAGAACAUCUUUAUGCCAACAAAAAAAGAAACUCGUCCGCGAAUUGAAAUCAUACAUCCAAUAGACUCGUUCUCUUCACCACCAUCGAUUACGAAUGAAUCUACAUCAACAUCAAUUAGGCUAAAAUUCACGAAAUUCUCUACUCGAGGAAGAAGAAGCGGCAGGAUCCUCAUUGAAGCGCUUCGAUCAAACUCGCCUCCAUCGUCGGCUACUAGCGAACACCUCAGCGUAAACGAAUUGCAUAGCAGUCAAAGUUCAGAGUCAUGCUUUGUUUCCCCUUCUCUUAUGGAUUCGCUACCGGAUCCUCCACAUCUAUCCGUAGAAAGACUUCCUCAGCUGGAGAGAAUAUUCAGAACAGAAGGGAAUUCCACUGGGAACACCUCUGCUUCCUUGCCACACUGCCUCUCUUCCGCACCGUCGUCGUGUCUCGCUUCCGACGGGAUCUCGUCGAAAGAAUAUCUAAACCUUCAACCGAUCCCUAAAACUCGCCCCUCAAAAUCGUAUCCACGUAGCGACUACAUUUUUCGAAAUGAAUCUACUGCUUUAAGUCAGAACACAAACACUGAAAGCACAAGUUUCAUCGAACAGUUGGAUGUGCGAACACUUCUGACGACGGAAUCAUCGCUCUGUCAGCACCUUCCUUCGAUUCCUUCAAGAUAUCCACGUCCACGUGAUUCCGCCUCUUGCACUCACACGAUUUUGAUAGACGAAGGAUGCUCGUCCAGCAGAAUACAGGAUUAG